Molecule: messenger RNA, 336 nt
Organism: Pediculus humanus corporis (human body louse)
Lineage: Eukaryota; Metazoa; Arthropoda; Insecta; Psocodea; Pediculidae
Exons: 2
Coding region: 1-336 (111 amino acids)
Biological process (GO): pyruvate import into mitochondria
Cellular component (GO): mitochondrial inner membrane
Source: RefSeq, a predicted model, not a curated record
AUGGCUGCAGUAACGAAAAAAAUUUUUGGUCAAUUAAAAAGUCCUGAAUUUAGGAGUUACUUAAUGAGCACUCAUUUUUGGGGACCCGUUGCAAAUUGGGGAAUUCCUUUAGCUGCCAUUAGUGAUAUAAGAAAAAAUCCAAAAUAUAUCAGUGGAAAAAUGACUCUUGCCUUGUGCGUUUAUUCUCUUAUUUUUAUGAGAUUUGCCGUCAGAGUUCAACCAAAAAAUUUACUUUUAUUUGCAUGUCAUUUAACUAAUGAAUGCGCUCAAUUGGUUCAGGGAGUUAGAUUUAUUAAUUAUAAUUAUGUAGAAAAAAAUAAUGAUAAUAAUCUUUGA